Messenger RNA from Theileria equi strain WA, 3609 nucleotides. Its product is annotated as ankyrin repeat domain containing protein. Gene Ontology annotation, molecular function: protein binding. Bases 1 to 3609 code for a protein of 1202 amino acids. The transcript has a single exon. Lineage: Eukaryota; Apicomplexa; Aconoidasida; Piroplasmida; Theileriidae. The record is from RefSeq and is a predicted model, not a curated record.
AUGUUAUCCGUGGAUAAAACCCUAGGGUCUGUCUCAUUGCCCCUUUUGGAAGAUGUGUCAUCAUGCGAUGGUGAGGAUAUAUCAAGGCUACUGGUAGAUUUUUCUCGAGGGGAUCUUUUGGAUAAGGAAAAGAUUCCUACAGAAGAUUUAGACGCAUUACAUGAACAUUACUUGAAAAACUAUCCUGAAAACGAGCAGAUUUAUCAUAUAUUUGCAUCAUGUUAUAUCGAACGCGGACAAUGGAAACAGGCACGUUCUAACCUUUAUUGCAGACUAUAUCUACUUGAGAGAACUUCACAAGAAUAUAAUGAUACAAUUAAUAGAUUGAACUAUGUAGAAGAACAAAUAUUCGCGGAAAUACUCCCUCUUCCCUCCAUAUACAAAGAACGGCUAUUCUUUAGAAAUUUAGAAAGUUCCACGGAUAUAUGGACAUCCCAAAUGGGAUAUACAGAUUCCUUAAAAGUGAAUUCAUUUGAAAAAAUGGAAUAUAAUGGUGCGGAUGUAAUUGUAUCAAAACGGCACUUACGCCCCGGAGAGUUGCUACUAAAAUCAAGACCACUUUCUGUAGCCCCCUGGAGAAUAGAUCCAACAAAAUGUAAUAUUAACAAACCGAACACUGAUGUUAAUACACCAAGUUAUUCCUGUUUCCACUGUUUAGGCAUAAUAUCAAACUCACUGAUUACCUCAAAUACAUUUAUCGCAUGUCCAAACAAUCCACACGAAUGCCCUUAUAUAUUUUGUUCAGAAGACUGCUUUUUGAGUAAUUCGUCUACCCAUUCUUCCGAAUGUGAAAAAAUAUCAAAGAUAAAAGCGUUUUCAGACAAGUUUUUGGGGAAUGCAUUAGCCUUACUUGUAUUACGCACCUUAAUUCGGUGCAAAUUACUCCAAGACGAUUGUUAUAGAACAGUAGAGUUUACAGAAUCUAAAGGGACUGUGUCCAAACAAAAUGAACUAUUGGAUCAAAUCCUAAAUUUUGAAAUUGACUAUCCAACGAUUCAGCUAACCCACUCGUACGUUUUGGAAUCAGCCGAUAAAUUUGCUUACUUUCUUUUGAAGGAAAUUGGUGCGGAAUUUUGUCUCUACUUAACUGUUAAGGAACUUAAACACUUUAUCAUUGCAUUAUGGAUUAAUUGUACACCCGUUACCCCUGAAAUUGACUCAUAUGGAGAUAACCUCCAGAAUCCUUUAGGUGGUGUCGUUCUCAGUUUUCAAACGUCUGAAUGGAAAGAGUCUACGGUUCCGAACUGUUGUAUUAAUUUUGAUAGUAAUGGUUAUCUUACCAUACGCUCUAUAUAUGAAAUAGAACCUGAAACUACAUUAUAUCUAAAUACAACUAUGGACAAGUAUUUGCCUGAGUUUAUUCAAGCUACCAAAUUCUGGUCUAUUCGUUUCUUACUUUCCCAUUCAAAGGAUCCUAGGUUGACAGACAAUUUAUGUUCCAUUAGGUGCAAUACAUGCAUAAAUGGAUUUUGCCAAUCCUUAGGGUUAAAAUCUAAGUUUGAUGAGAAUAAAAACCUGCCUGAUGUAGAAUGGAAUUCAUUAGAGGAAGGUAUUUUAUGUAAAUCCGAAGUCUGCUACCUAUGGAGUUGUAAUGAGUGUGAGACAAUACAAACGGAUGAUCUGAAUUUGCUACAGAAUAGGGCAAAUAGAUUAAUUAAAAUGGUAAAACAAUUUUAUUCAUCUGGUCAAUAUUUAAUUGCUAAAAAAAUACUUGAGAAAUUCGUUGAUAAUUGGUCUGGAAUUUUGCAUCCUAGUCAUUACUUAAUGUACAAUGCAAAUUUGUUAUUGGCUGGAUUUUGGAUGAACAAAGCAGGUGGAAAUCCCAUCAUGGCCUUGAAAUAUUUAAAAAGAGCAUUUAUAAUGGCUGAUGAGAUAUUACCAAAAGCUUGUCAAGAGAGGGCAUAUUUAUAUGAUAGAUUGGCGAAUCUUAUGUUUAAGAUUCAUACUCUGGGAGGAACGGAACGCAUUUACAAUGAUUCUGCAAAAGGACUAAUAUUAGAGGCAUCAUAUAAUGCACUUUGGAACUGGACUAUUAUAGCCGGUUCUAAAUCGAAAGAGGCCAUAUCUGCUAUGCAAAAGUCUAGAGAUUUUGCCUUCAAACUUAAUGUUCAUACUCCUCCUCUAUACAGAAAAUUGAGCGUUGAUAUCCCAAAAAAGUAUUUUGAGAUCCUUAAGACUGUAACAGGAAGUAACGUAGUUUCUCAAACACUAAUGAAAAACUUUGUUUCAAAUCUUUGUGAAUCCGCAGAUCAAUCAAAAAAUAUUUUUACAAGUACUGCAAUUGAUAUCGCAUUUCUCGCUGCUCAAGAUGGAAGUGUUACUGAUCCCAUACUGGACUUUUUGACAGACGUUGAAUCUUUUGGAAUUUUACAACAUGGUACAGGAUUAAGUAUUUUGGGUAUUGCAGCUUCUAAUUGCAAUAUUACCCUGGUUAGUGCUUUACUUAAGUCUAUUCAAAAUCGCAUAGCCCAGAAUUUAGAAUUCAUUUAUCGCUCAAGUGAAUAUUCUGAGCUAGUUGAGAUGUCAGAAGCUUCCAUUAUGAAUUUAUGGUUCUCGAUUGUUGGAGGUAAUGAGCUUGGAAUAACACCCCUGAUAGCUCUUGUAUCUAUGCCUCAACUCUACCAAAAUGACAGUGUAAAACCGCUCAAGCUAGAAACAGAGAGCAAAAUUGCAAAAAGAAUAAUUGACGGUGCAUCAAAAUGCAACAAUAUUUUUAAAGAAUAUCAAGGGAAAAUUAUGACACAAAUUUCUACCAGAUUUUCGGAGUUCCUUAAAGUAAAAGUUGACAUACCAGGGUUACUAUUGGAUGCAAAAACAGGUGAAAUCCUCAAUUGCCAAACUAUACUUCACUAUGCAUCAGCCAGAGGUAAAAUUGACUUGGUACAAUUUUUGACAAAUAUGGGUACUGAUGUCAAUAAAAUUAAUCUUGAGGGUGCCACCCCCUUACACAUUGCAUCGUUGAAUGGUCAUUGUGAGAUUGUUGAGCUUCUCAUUCGCUUCAAUGCUAAAAUAGAAGCAAAACUCUUCACCGGAGAAACUCCACUCCAUUUGGCUGUAUUGAACUUACACAAACCAGUGGUCCAAAUUCUAAUUGAGGUAUACAGUAAAAAUUCAAAGAAUGACAUUUCACAAGGUGAUUGUUACACCCAAAUUUCAAAAUUCCGUGAAAGAGGACCAUCUAUUUGGCAUGCCCUCGUUUGCGGAAUUUAUCAAAAUUCUCAUGCUUCUGAAACGCAAGACGAAAAUGCGUCCCUAGAAUCUCUCAUAAAGAGGCUUCUAAAUGCAGUUAAAAUCGCAAAGCUAUUAGCAAAAUCGCUAAAUACACACAAUAUUUUUGGCACAUACAUUUGGUCAAGUAAACUACCAUCACAGCUACUACAAGAUCACUGGAAACAGUCACUUGAAGACUAUGUGGGAUUCCCUGGAUACUUGGAUAGUAGGAAUUGUAUGGAUAAGACGGAAUCUCAUUAUAGCAGUUUUGAUCAAGGCAUUUCAUGUGACAAUGACAAACUUCAAGAUUAUGUAAACGAUAGAAUCUUCGCUGCCACUAGAGCUGUACAGCUACUUGCGCAGAUUCUUGAAAAAAUUGAGAGGAAUGGUCGUGAAUAA